AUGUCGGACGUAGAGGUCGAUGCAGCCCCAGAGGCACCCACCGUCGAGGUCACGGAGACGUCGGCACCUGCGCCCAAGGGCAAGAUGACCGUCGAAGAAGCCCUUCAAGAGGUUCUCAAGAAGGCUCUCAUUCACGACGGUCUCGCUCGUGGACUGAGAGAGGCAGCAAAGGCGCUCGACAAGCGUCAAGCUCAUCUUUGCGUCCUCAACGAGGGCUGCACGGAGUCUGCCUACAUCAAGCUCGUCGAGGCCCUCUGCGCCGAGCACAAGAUCAACCUGAUCAAGGUAGCAGACUCGAAGCUGUUGGGCGAAUGGUGCGGUCUCUGCAAGAUUGAUCGCGAGGGCAAUGCACGCAAGGUCGUUGCUUGCUCCUGCGCAGUCGUCACCAACUAUGGCGAAGAGUCAGGUCAGCACUCAAUGUCCUGCUCGACUACUUCAGCUCAAGAUAGAUUGUCGACCGUGGCUCAGAUGAUGUCGGAUGCAUCGUGUUUCGACUAA
Molecule: messenger RNA, 498 nt
Organism: Mixia osmundae IAM 14324
Lineage: Eukaryota; Fungi; Basidiomycota; Mixiomycetes; Mixiales; Mixiaceae
Exons: 4
Coding region: 1-498 (165 amino acids)
Biological process (GO): translation
Cellular component (GO): ribosome; cytosolic small ribosomal subunit
Molecular function (GO): structural constituent of ribosome
Source: RefSeq, a predicted model, not a curated record